Varroa destructor (honeybee mite) is the source of this 2794-nucleotide messenger RNA. RefSeq names its product ADP-ribosylation factor-binding protein Gga (gene Gga). The record is from RefSeq and is a predicted model, not a curated record. Gene Ontology annotation, molecular function: ubiquitin binding; phosphatidylinositol binding; small GTPase binding. Gene Ontology annotation, cellular component: trans-Golgi network. Lineage: Eukaryota; Metazoa; Arthropoda; Arachnida; Mesostigmata; Varroidae. Gene Ontology annotation, biological process: Golgi to plasma membrane transport; protein localization to cell surface; intracellular protein transport.
UAUUCUAGUUCCACACGCAAUUGAUUCGAGUGUUGCCGCGCGUACUCCUCCUGCUCACCUAUACAAGGGUUAUAGUGGCCGGCUCCAAUGCUCUGCUCGGAACAGAGGAGCGGUUUUCGGCGCAUGCGCUAAGUGAUCAAAACAACGGCUAGCAUAUACAGAAUAUCAAGCAGGAUUCAGGAGCACUGGACAGGAGGCUGCCUCCUACACUGUCUACGCUUGUAGCAUUACUGUUUGAGGCUGACCCAGUGGCAGGGGGUUUUUCGAUCAUAAGUUGUGUGACCCCUGGCGUUUCGAUACCGCCAUUGCCACGGUGACCGAUUGCUACUCGAGAUUGAUGAUGUGAAAACAUUGUGAUUUCGUAACUCGUGUGUGCAUCCGCAUAAACAUCAUCAGCUGUAUAGCGAUUGUCCGGAUCACAAGCACAGCACAGCACAGAGCGGUUGUAAUCCACGCCGGCGUACGCCAUCGACCUUAAUGGCAGGCCGUCGAAUCGAUGACGGGAUUUGCUGGUCAGCAGAAAUGUUCCAACGAAGUAUGCAGUUGAUCUGAUGAUUGUCGAAUUUUCUGCUAGGACGAUCCAGCUGGAACAACGAUUACGUGAGGGGACAUGGCUAAUGGCAAUGCCGAGGGUCUCGACCUGGCACUAACUCAGGCCACGAACCCACUCGACCGCGAGAUGAAUCUUGAAGCUGUCCAAAAGCUAUGCCAACUCAUCUUGUUGAGCAGAGAUGCGCCACAAGAGGUGUUACGAAUUAUCGCGCACAAAGUACAGAGUCCACAAGAGAGGGAGGCGUUACGCGCGCUUGAAGUGCUCGAGGAGUGCGUUUCACGAUGCGGAGGAAAACUAAACAAUGAGGUUGGCAAAUUUCGCUUUCUCAAUGAGCUCAUUCGUGUAAUAUCGCCCAAAUACUUAGGUCAACGCGCUCCCGAAUCAGUUAAAAGGCGAGUAGUUGAAAUUCUGUAUAAAUGGAGUAUUCUUCUAGCACACGAAACGAAGAUCGUUGAUGCAUAUGCAAUGCUGAAGCGCCAGGGUGUCGUCGAGGAAGACCCAGUACAUGUAUUACCACGAGAAGACGAAGCUGAACAAAUCGAAGCCCUACCACCGAGGGAAGAUGAAAUUUUUACUGACAAGCAAAAGGAACUUGAGUUGAAACGUCUACUUGGUUCAAAAAAUCCGGAAGACUUGCAGGCCGCCAACCGGCUCAUUAAAACUAUGGUAAAGGAAGCAGAUCGGAAAAUGGACCUGAAAGGACGAAAACUGUUAGAUUUGGAAGAGGCCACGAGUAACUGCGCCGUGUUUUCGUCAUUGUUGAAGAACUUCCACGUAAAUAUGGAAGCCGACGAGUUGGAGUUGCUGCAGCAAAUAUUUGAACACUGCGAUAAACUUCGGCCAAAAUUAUUUACACUGGCUAGCGAAUUUAGUUUGAUCGAAGAUUUUUCUUCUGUCCAAGAGGUGCUUCAACAAAACGAUGAGCUAACAGCAAUCAUAAAUGACUACAAGGAAAGAGUGGCACCCAUUGUUAAAAAAUUACCACGGGUACCAGUAAUUGUGAGACUAGCUGCUGCAUCAAAUACUGCAGUCGGUGCUAUCAGUAACGAAGUGGCUACCGACCUCGUUAAGCAAACAACUGCCCCUAGAGUGACAUCGGCACUUGCCAUUUCUCCGCCCGCCGCACUAUCCUUAGCUGCAAGCAAGGAGGAGGCAUCUAGUUCUACGUCGAACGGUAAUGAGCAUCUAAACUUUGAUCCUCUUUCAUCGAAAUCACACCACUCAAAUUACGCGGACGACGUGUCGUUGUUGGACUCGCAGAUAUCGCCCCUAACGGUGAGUCCAAGAACCGACGCCCUUAUAGCAGUUGAUGGUUGCAGUGUAAAAGACAACGAUUUGUUGAACUUGAUGGACCUAAAUCUCACUAUAAAACCCUCGUCCACCGCAUCCUCAGCGGUGACGGCGCCAGUGGCGGGUGCCGCUGUCGAAAUCAAAACAAUGGCAAGUACCACUACAACACCAAAGUCGAUCUUCCCUGCACAGUUUGUUAAUUCGUCGCCAUUGCAUCCAGUUCAGCUAACUAACAAAGUAUCGCUACCCUCUCCUCCGGCGGUCGCUACUGGUAAAUCUUCCAGCCAGCCGAAAACGUACACACCCUUCGAGGGUUUCGACACACUUAUGUCCGAGGGAAUUCUAGCGACAAAGGCACAAUCCAUCCAUCCAACUAGUCUCGCAAGUCUUAAGGAAAUCUCUCUUGCCGAUAUCAUCCCGUCCACACAGCCGCCGGUUGUGUUAAGUUGUCAGGAUGACGUCACGACAAUUCUGCACAUCACCGAAAAUCGGCCAGCAGACGACGUUCUAGUGGUGUUAAUCUCAACGACAAACCGAAAUGCUAAAGCGGCCGUGAAAAAGUUUAGGUGUACGGUGAGCUCACAGGAUGGUCAGAUUCAAUCGCUAACACCGUCUGGUGACCAACUACCAGUUUUCAACGUGUUCGUGCCAUCAACGGCCAUCACGCAAAUCAUUUUACUGGAGAAGCUUCCAACGGGUAUUCGAAUUUCUUUCACGUUAAGCUACAUGCUAGUUUUGGCAGGCGGCGUUGGGUCAACAAUGGUAUCCCUCUCUGGUGAGAAGCAGCUAUAACCACUGCUAAUACUGUUAUUCCUGUGCUAUUACCACAUACUUCUAUGAUACUACUGUGAAACCAGGAAAUUAGCAUUUUCCUAUAAUGUGAGCCGAGCCUUUUAAUAAAUAGUAUAUAUAUAUAUAUCUAUAUAUGGGAUGCAUUCGCAGGAUGAUGCA